This is a messenger RNA of Penaeus vannamei (Pacific white shrimp), 1146 nucleotides long. The record is from RefSeq and is a predicted model, not a curated record. NCBI's taxonomy places the organism in Eukaryota, Metazoa, Arthropoda, Malacostraca, Decapoda, Penaeidae.
AUGAUAGCAGCGCUCACAGCCCGCAAGCGGAAGGCAUCUCGGGAGUCACUUCACUUCCGCCUCAGCACGAGCGCCGUGUCCUCUCCACUCGCCGACUCUUCUGACGCCCUGAAACCUAUCCAAGGACUCCUCAGACCCCCAAAAACCUACCUAAGGACCCCAGGCUUAAGAUCCCCUGCUCUACGACAGCCGAACCGCAGAGACAAGACAGAGGCUCCAGUUUGCUUCUCCAACACUAGCGCGCCUUGCGCUCUUCCUCUUCCUCCCCAUCUUCCCUUCUUCCUACGUGUCGCCUACAUCCCUCACGUCCAGUCACCACUGACUCUCAGACCCUCUGAACCCUAUCACGCCUCAGACCUCCUUCCCUACCGACCAAACAUGAAACCUAUCCAAGGACUCCUCAGACACCCUAGACCUAUUCCAAGGACAUCCUUCAGAAACCGGACUCCUCCGACCCCUGAAACCUAUCCAAGGCCCUCUCAGAAACCUGCAACCUAUCCAAGGACUUCCUCCAGACCCCCUGAAACCUAUCAAGGACUCCUCCAAGGACCUCCCUCGAACCCCCUUGAAACCUCCGACCCCCUGAAACCUAUCCAAGACCUCUCAGACCCCCUGAAACCUAUCCAAGGACUCCUCAGACCCCCUGAAACCUAUCCAAGGAAGACUCCUCCGACCACCUCCCUGGAACCUAUCCAGAGGACUCUCCGACCCCUGAAACCUAAUCGUCUUUCCACCCUGUCCGGCUCCUUAGAAACCCAUCCAAGGACUCCUCAGACCCCCUGGAACCGAACCUAUCCAAGACUCUUCCGACUCCCCUGUAACCAAGGUCCGAAAGUGACAUCCUCCGACCCCCUGAAACCUAUCCAAGGACUCUCCGACCCCCUGAAACCUAUCCAAGGACUCCUCAGACACCCUGAAACCUAUCCAAGGACUCCUCCUGACUCCCCUGAACCUAUUCCAAGACUGAAACCUAUCCAAGGACUCCUCAGGACCAACCUGAAACCUAUCCAAGGAACCUCAGACACCCUGAAACCUAUCCGACUCUCCGACCCCCUGAAAACCUAUCCAAGGACUCUCCGACCCCUGAAACCUAUCAAAGGACUCCUCAGACAGAAAACCUAUCCAAGGACUCCUCCGACCCCCUGA